AUGUUGAUCGAUGAUUGGAAACGAAACAUUAUCUUGAUCAAUACCGUAUUCUCCUUCGUCUCCAACACGAUUCUCCUCUAUUUCAUCGUCAAAUAUUCACGAAGACAUAUUGGUGGAUAUAGAUAUUUGUUGGCUACCUUUGCAAUCUUUAAUAUUGUUUUUUCAACUGUUCAAGCAGCUGUGAUUCCGGUUUUCCAUAUCUAUCACCAAGGCUGGGUGGUCUUCCCAGCCGGUCAGCUUUUCCUUCGUGAUCAAAAUUUUGGAUAUUUUGGCCUUGUACUUUAUUGUCAGAUGUACUGUCUGUGUCUUGUACUCUUGAAUUAUCAUUUUGUUUACAGAUAUAUCUUGAUUUGCCAUGACGAAUAUAUGUACUUGCUGAGAAAUCGCUACAGUGCUUUGGUUCUUUUGGGAAUUUGGCUGAUGAAUGGAGUGGUUUGGGGAAUUGUUUGUCGAUUCACAAUGUAUCACUGGGAUGAGACAAAGAACUACAUGAGAGCCUCACUACUAAAGUCUUACAACAUCGAUGCCGACAAGAUCGCUAUGCUUGGCCCAAUCUAUUUUCACCAAAAUGCGGAUGGGAUUUCAUCAGCAAACUGGAUCUCUUGUCUCGGUUCAAUAUAUUGUGUAACGCUUAUGGUUUUUUGCUUUGGAACAAUAGUUUUUUGCUCAUUACGGAUCAAUAGUGUGCUGUUGAAGAGUCGGAUGAGCGAUCGAGCAAGAAGGCUACAGAAAGAUUUAUUCAAAGCAUUGGUUAUUCAAUUCUUGGUGCCAGCAUUUAGCGAAUUUCUCCCGGGAACUGUGAUGUUCACGAGUCCCCUUUUUGGCAUUUCUCUUGAAAAAGUUGCCAGUCUUGCAGCCGUCCUUGCCUCUUUCAAUUCCGUUCUCGAACCCCUUUUUCUUCUCUAUUUUGUCAAAGAUUAUCGAUAUGCUUUUAUGAAAAUGACUGGACAAAGAGACAACAGUGGCACCUAUUUUGCAUCGGAAACACAUGAGAGAGUCGAUCGAAGUCUUUCAAAUGUUCUCAAAAAGGAACAACGGCAAGUGACAAGUUCUUCUACAUCAAAA
Messenger RNA from Mesorhabditis belari, 1065 nucleotides. The record is from the annotation of a GenBank genome assembly. NCBI's taxonomy places the organism in Eukaryota, Metazoa, Nematoda, Chromadorea, Rhabditida, Rhabditidae.